AUGGCUUCAACUGCAUUUGCAGGCUCAUGGAGCUCCCUGCCCACCUCUUUGACCCCUUGGAUAUUCGAUGUAAUCCAGGCCAUGGGACACACCCAAAUGACGCCUGUUCAAGCUUCCACAAUACCUCUAUUCAUGAAGAAUAAGGAUGUCGUUGUCGAAGCCGUCACUGGCUCAGGAAAGACUCUUGCCUUUGUAAUACCCAUUCUCGAGCGUCUCCUUCGACGAGAACGGCGGCUACGCCAGAAUGAGAUCGGUGCCCUCGUUAUAAGUCCCACUAGAGAGCUUGCGACGCAGAUACAUUCUAUAUUCACCACCUUCCUCUCAGCACAAUCAUUGGAAGGGACACAGCAAGGGUUCCCUUUGCCGCUUUUGCUGAUAUCUUCGACAGAGUCAUCACCUGCACAAGAUGUUCAGCGUUUCCUAGAAUGUGGAUCAGACAUAGUCAUUGGGACUCCUGGACGGAUAGAAGAGUUUCUGCUAGGUAAAGGGAAGUCGCAUGUCAGUGCGAAGGAGCUGGAAGUAUUGGUUCUGGAUGAGGCUGACCGACUCUUGGACCUUGGCUUCCAAACUACUAUUACCAAGAUACUCACUCAUCUCCCCAAACAACGUCGAACAGGCCUGUUCAGCGCGACUAUGACUGAUGCCGAUGCGAUGUCAGAGCUGGUGAGAGUAGGACUGCGAAAUCCUGCACGUCUGGUCGUCAAAAUACAGUCAAAGAAAGGGCAGACGGUCAUAGAAGAACGGCGGACACCAGCAAAACUCUCUAACCUUUACUUGACGUGUCGCGCGUCGGAAAAAGUUUUACAGCUAACGCGUAUCAUACGACAUGAGUGUGAAUCAUCACAGUUCAUCGUAUACUUUGCCACUGGCGCAUGUGUCGACUACUUCUACCACGUACUGCCUUCUCUGCUCCCCUCGCAAUAUACUCUCCAUUCACUACAUGGUCAUCUCACUCCCGUUGCUCGUACGCGAACGCUCGCCGCGUUCUCUUCUUCCAUCUCUACACCGGCAUCACCUUCUAUCCUACUUGCAACAGAUGUUGCUGCCAGGGGGCUUGACCUUCCACACGUUGAUAUAGUAAUUCAAUUUGAUCCUCCGACGGAUACAAAGGCAUUCUCUCACCGAUGCGGAAGGACGGCCAGGGCAGGUCGAAGUGGAACAGCCUGGGUUAUCUUAGUCGGGAAGGAGGUAGGAUACGUAGAUCUCAUGGCUAUCCGGAAAAUUCCUUUGAAGCAGCAUGGCUUUCUCCUAGCCAAUGGGGAACAGAGCGAUGAAAACGAAGAGACCCGUCCUGAAGAUCCUGGAGUUGGCGAAUUCCUGAAAAAAAUCUGGACUAAGGUUACUGCGGAUCGCGCGCUAAAUGAUCAGGCCAUGAAAGCAUUUGUAUCUUUCGUGCGCGCUUACUCUAAGCAUGAAGCGUCGUACAUCUUUCGCAUAAAGGACUUUGACCUCAUUGGUGCAGCCAAGAGCUACGGUCUGCUUCGCUUACCUAGAAUGCCAGAGCUCAAGAAUGCAGAUCGGGAAAGAUGGCGGGAUGCUGAUGUUGAUUGGGAUACGUAUGCCUAUCUCGACGCUGCACAGGAAGCCAAGCGACUGUCCGAAGCGGCAAAGCCCAAGGCAUCCGAGGAAGAGCACAAGAAGAAAAAAGAACUAAACGAGCAGAAGAGAAAAGCCAAGGCCGCAUGGAGCAACAAAGCUGUAAAGCAGGAAGAGAAGGAGCGGAGGAGAGAAAAGAGGAUGAAGAAGAAAGAGUGGGAGAAAGCCCAGCAGAACGAUAGAAAGCGGCAGCGUCAAAUAGAGGACGAGAAGGAGGAUGGUGAGGAUUGGGCUGAACUCGUUAAGGAGGAGAGGAUGGCCAAAAAGGUUAAACGUGGGGAUAUUACACAGAAAGAUUUCGACGUGGAAUUCGGAGAUCACACGUAA
This is a messenger RNA of Guyanagaster necrorhizus, 1923 nucleotides long. Its product is annotated as DEAD-domain-containing protein. The transcript is spliced from 7 exons. Bases 1 to 1923 code for a protein of 640 amino acids. Gene Ontology annotation, molecular function: ATP binding; nucleic acid binding. NCBI's taxonomy places the organism in Eukaryota, Fungi, Basidiomycota, Agaricomycetes, Agaricales, Physalacriaceae. The record is from RefSeq and is a predicted model, not a curated record.